CCAUAUAUGCAUCGCCGUAUCGGCUAUAAAUGCAGCGUGUUGAGCCAUGUCCCUCCUGGGUCGUGCAAGCUUAGCUCAUUUGGAACCAGCAGGUGACAAGCAGAGAUAGAGGAGCAAUGGCUGGUUCGUCUUCAAUGGACACUGAAGCUGCAGGCCAACAGCUCAAGCAUGGCAGCGGCUACAGCAUCCCGGCUACUGCUCAUGCGGUGGACACAGACUCGUGGCAGCAGGUGGGCCUGCUGAUGGUGAUCGGCUUCAACUGCGCCUACGUGCUCAGCUUCUCCAACCUCAUGAUGGUGCCCCUGGGCUGGGCAUGGGGCGUCGCCUGCCUGCUGCUCGUCGGCGCCGCCGCAUGGUACGCCAACUGGCUCCUCGCCGGCCUCCAUUUCGUCGACGGACAGAGGUUCAUUCGCUACAGGGACCUCAUGGGCUUCGUAUUCGGGAGGAACAUGUACUACAUCACUUGGUUCCUGCAGUUCACCACUCUACUUCUGUGCAACAUGGGCUUCAUUCUACUAGGAGCAAGAGCACUCAAGGCAAUCAACAGCGAGUUUACCCACACCCCUGCCAGGCUGCAGUGGUUCGUCACCGCGACGGGAUUCAUCUACUUCGCCUUCGCCUACUUCGUGCCCACGAUUUCUGCCAUGAGGAACUGGCUCGCCACGUCGGCCGCGCUGACAUUAGCUUACGACGUCGCUCUGCUGGCUAUCCUCAUCAGAGAUGGGAAAUCGAACAAGCAGAAGGACUACAACGUCCAUGGGACCCAAGCCGAGAAGGUGUUCAACGCGUUGGGCGCCGUCGCCGCCAUCGUCGUCUGCAACACGUCCGGGCUGCUCCCGGAGAUACAGUCGACGGUGCGGGAGCCGGCGGUGCGCGGCAUGCGGCGGGCGCUGCUUCUGCAGUACACCGCCGGCGCCGCGGGGUACUACGGCAUCAGCGUGGCGGGGUACUGGGCGUACGGGUCGGCGGUGUCGGAGUACCUCCCCAACGAGCUCGGCGGGCCAAGGUGGGCCGCCGUGCUCAUCAACGCCACCGCCUUCCUGCAGAGCAUCGUCUCCCAACACCUGUUCACGGUGCCGAUCCACGAGGCGAUGGACACGCGGCUGCAGCGGCUGGACGAGGGCAUGUUCUCCCGGUACAACCUCACGCGACGCCUCUGCGCGCGGGGGCUCGUCUUCGGCUUCAACGUCUUCGUCACCGCGCUGUUCCCGUUCAUGGGGGACUUCGUCAACCUCGUCGGCUCCUUCGCGCUCGUCCCGCUCACCUUCACGUUCCCUAGCAUGGCCAUCCUCAAGAUCAAAGGGAAGAGCGGCGGGAGAUGUAACAGACUUUGGCAUUGGGGGAUCAUCGUUUUCUCCUCGGUUCUCUGCGUCGCUACCACCGCCGCCGCCGUUCGUCUGAUCUUCAACAAUGCUAGGAUCUACCACUUCUUCGCUGACAUGUAGUAAGGAGUCCAAAAAACACGAUUAGGUGAUAUUGCCACUUCUCAAUUUUUUUUUUGUUUUGGUGAGGAAUGAAAGGGUCACCUCAUGUUUGGUAAGGACGACCACAUGCAUGAUCAAUAAGCAUCAUGUAGUCAUCCUAUCGAAAUUUAGAAAUGAGCUUAUUGUGGUGGACCACCUCCUCAAAACAAAGAUCUCUGUUCUUAAUUAAUGCGAGCUUAAAGACAACUCGUGAGGUGCUCUUUUAAACGCCA
Molecule: messenger RNA, 1696 nt
Organism: Sorghum bicolor (sorghum)
Lineage: Eukaryota; Viridiplantae; Streptophyta; Magnoliopsida; Poales; Poaceae
Product: proline transporter 1
Exons: 7
Coding region: 117-1445 (442 amino acids)
Cellular component (GO): plasma membrane
Source: RefSeq, a predicted model, not a curated record